Molecule: messenger RNA, 139 nt
Organism: Acaulospora colombiana
Lineage: Eukaryota; Fungi; Glomeromycota; Glomeromycetes; Diversisporales; Acaulosporaceae
Source: the annotation of a GenBank genome assembly
ACCGAAAGUAGGUCAGGAUAGUAGAUUGAUAUAUCCAUAUGCAAGCUUUUACUGGAAAUUGCCCAUUCCUCCUAUUCAGGCUAACUUGAACUUUAUUUUGUCCAUGCACCGUGUCAAAAUCUCUCUGCUUGGUCCCUAA